UUUAAUAUUUAUUUAGUAAGGCUAUAUCCUGAAUGGUAAUGCUGUGGCUGGCAGUUUAAAAUUUUGAAACUUUUUAAAAAUACAAUUGAUCGCUAGGAAGAAGUUAACAAUGGACGGUGGAAUGAGCUAUGAGCAGUUUAUUUUGUGUGUGAAUAAAUUUCUUGAAGUUUCGAAUAUGUUAAACGACGGGUGGUCCUUAGUUGGCAGCUUGGAAAAAAUUGGGCAUGGUUACAUAAAAAAGUGUUUCGCAGUGCGUGAUGCGAAGCACUCCUAUUCACCUGAAACACCUGUAUUUGAAGAGGUUGACGACCUGUAUAGUGGAUUUUGUGAUGAUAAUGCAGUGUCCGAGUUCUCACCAGAAAUGAAGUUGACAUGGGAGUAUCACGUCGUAUACAAUACUAGCUACGCAGUUCCAGAACUGUUCUUCAAUGUCUGGAAAAGGAAUGGGGUACUUCUCUCGCUGGAUGAAAUCUGGUCAAUGGUCCCAGCUGCAUUCAGCGACAGGCUCCAUCACGACAAAUGGGACUUCAUAACUCAGCAGGAGCAUCCGAUUUGCAGGCGGCCAUUUUUCCACCUUCAUCCUUGCCACACUUCGGACAUCCUGCGUAACUUGCGCGUCAGUAGAAACCUUCUUGUUUCGUGGCUGAGCACAGUGGGUGGUGCUGUGGGCUUGAACAUUGAUCAGCAUUAUGCAUCUAUCGUGUGAUUCUCGUGGACCUGUGAGGAAUAAUAAACUUUACCAUGCAGCUGA
Molecule: messenger RNA, 751 nt
Organism: Bacillus rossius redtenbacheri
Lineage: Eukaryota; Metazoa; Arthropoda; Insecta; Phasmatodea; Bacillidae
Gene: Atg10
Product: ubiquitin-like-conjugating enzyme ATG10
Exons: 1
Coding region: 110-706 (198 amino acids)
Biological process (GO): protein lipidation; protein modification by small protein conjugation; macroautophagy
Cellular component (GO): intracellular anatomical structure
Molecular function (GO): Atg12 transferase activity
Source: RefSeq, a predicted model, not a curated record